Danio aesculapii is the source of this 2992-nucleotide messenger RNA. It is a transcript of the gene usp2a, whose product is annotated as ubiquitin specific peptidase 2a. The coding region runs from base 224 to 1918 and encodes 564 amino acids. The transcript has 14 exons. Gene Ontology annotation, molecular function: cysteine-type deubiquitinase activity. Gene Ontology annotation, cellular component: cytoplasm. The record is from RefSeq and is a predicted model, not a curated record. Lineage: Eukaryota; Metazoa; Chordata; Actinopteri; Cypriniformes; Danionidae. Gene Ontology annotation, biological process: protein deubiquitination.
CUGUGCUCAUGCAAUCCUUCCCCGUUCCUCUCACUCUGAGGCUACAGCUUCCAAAGCAACACGCUGCCCAUGGAAAAAGCUACUGGUUUAAGCAGUGAACGGUGUUUGUGAGGUAUAAUGAACCACCAUCUCUGUUUUUCCGUCCGUUAGACCCGAGAACGGCUCUACUUACAGUAGAGUCCAUGCAGCCUGAAAUUGCCUUACGUCCGGCUGAGCUCCCAGCAUGUCUCGUGUCUCCUCUACAGCGAAGCGCUACGCCGGUUCGUCUUAUACCAGUCACUACAGCUCCUAUGGCUCCUCCUUGACUCCAUCGCUUGGCUCAUAUGAGCGGGACAAGCUGCCCUAUAAGAGCUCCUCCUCAGGCUUCUCCUCCUCGUCCUCCAGCUACCUGAGCUCAAGUGCCAGCCGUUCCCGCAACUACAGCUCGUCGUCCGAGCCGGACCGGGGUCGCCCUAUCCCUCGCACUGAUUUGCUUGGUGGCCGACGCAGUGAGAGCCUGAGCCGCACUCCAGUAAAGGGCUAUGGCUCAGGCCUGAAUGGGGGCUCCGGAUACAGCAGCUACAGCUACACUCCGGCCCCCAGCAGCUACCUCUCCUCCUCGUCUGUAUCCUCCAGCAUCUCCCUCAGUCGCAGGAAGUCUGUGAGUCAGAGUGAUUUGACGCAUGAUCUGUCGGCUUUGGGCCUGAGCGAAACCUCUAGUGGCAGUGGCCUAAAGCAGUCCUACCUAAGCCGAGGCAGUGACGUAUCUGACUCCUACAGCAGCUCUCGCUCCAGCCUAGGCCUCUCACGGAGCUCCACACAGGAGGGGUUAGGCAGCAGUGGCCUGAAGAGCAGCAGCCGAUUCUCCUCCAGCUAUCGCUCCACCUCACCUGUCAGAGAGUCUCUGAACUCAAAGAGUGCCCAGGGCCUGGUCGGGCUUCGUAAUCUGGGAAAUACAUGUUUUAUGAACUCCAUCCUCCAGUGUCUUAGCAACACACAGAGCCUGCGAGACUACUGUCUUCACAACUCCCACCGCCGAGACCUCAACAACAACAACCGCACACACACUGCUCUCAUGGAAGAGUUUGCCAAGCUUAUCCAGACAAUGUGGACUUCCUCAAGCAGUGAAGCUGUCAGCCCCUCUGAGUUCAAAACGCAGAUUCAGAGAUACGCCCCCAGAUUUGUGGGCUAUAAUCAACAGGAUGCUCAGGAGUUUCUACGGUUCCUGCUUGACGGCUUGCACAAUGAAGUAAACAGGGUCACGGUCCGGCCACGGGGAAACACGGAAGACUUUGACCACUUGCCUGAUGAAGAAAAAGGGAAAAAGAUGUGGUCUAAGUAUUUAGAGAGGGAAGACAGCAAAAUUGUUGAUCUGUUCGUAGGCCAGCUAAAGAGCUCUCUGACCUGCAGUGAAUGCGGUUAUUGUUCCACUGUGUUCGAUCCCUUCUGGGAUCUUUCCUUGCCUAUCGCCAAGAAGGGCUAUGGAGAGGUGAGCCUAAUGGACUGCAUGCGGCUCUUUACAAAAGAAGACGUGCUUGAUGGGGACGAGAAGCCUACAUGUUACAGAUGCAAAGCCAGAAGACGAUGUACGAAGAAAUUUACGGUUCAGAAGUUUCCUAAAAUUUUAGUUCUUCAUCUGAAACGCUUCUCAGAAGCUCGCAUCCGAACCAGCAAACUGUCUACUUUUGUCAACUUCCCAAUGAAGGACCUGGACCUCAGGGAGUUUGCCUCUGACAGAAGCAGUAGUGCUGUGUAUAAUUUGUAUGCAGUGUCCAAUCACUCAGGCACGACUAUGGGAGGCCACUACACAGCAUACUGCUGCAAUCCUGAAAAUGGGGAAUGGUACACGUAUAAUGACUCCAGAGUCACGCCAAUGUCUGCCAGCCAAGUUCGCAGUAGCGACGCCUAUGUGCUGUUCUACGAGCGAGCUGGACUCUGAGGACGAACUGUGGACGGAGAUAAAGUGCAGGACUCGAGCCCACGGUCUGCAGACACAUUACACAUCACACUGCUUCCUCUGGGCCGUAAUGCAGAAUGAUCAUCGCUCUCUGCUGGCCAUGAGAGGAAGUGCACGCAAAGCUCUCACACUCCAGCAUUGUGUUAAAGAGGUGCCUUUGUGUGUGUGUGAAUAUAUCAGGGCGGCUCGUCAUCAGGCAAUAACCCGGCUCAGACUCGGUCUCUCUAUGCACUGCAACCAAACUCAUCCCGAUGCGCCUUCCUCUUGAUCAAGAACGCCUCAAUUAUACAUGUAUAAAAACAAACUUUCUUCACUUGAUUUUUGUUUUGGAUUCUCUUCAUGAUUUUAUUUUUUAAGUAUUCAGAGUCGAGGCGCCCCCUAGCGGGCAGCUAUGGAGUUACAGAGGUGCACUGUUACAGUACAGCUUGUUCUUUCACCACCAUCAUCAUCAUCAUCUUCCUCACCCGUCAUCAUGUUGUCAGUGUAUAUGCUUUGUUCUCUUCUCCAUGCUCUCUUUCUUCUCAACUUCCUGAGCGAGUCCCGGGAGUUUGUUGUGAAAGUCUGUGGUGGUGAGAGAACGGCGUGUGGCGUGACUUUUAUUCAGUGUGGCUGCUACUGAUCUCUGAAAUGCUGUGAAUGGAAAUGCAGAUAAGAGGAGAGAUGACGGUGAUGCUGACAGUAUACGGAUCCUUGAUCUCAUGCCAUUGAACAACAUGGAAAGAAUGUUUUGCAAAACAGAAAAAUCUGUAUAUUUUUAUAUAUGAUGCAAUAUAGAGAAUGUACUAUAUACAGUGGUGCUGCAAAUGACCCAUUACUGUUGCCGGUUUAUUUAACAGAGGUAAGAGAACAGCAUCUAUUUAUGCUUACAGGUCAGGAGAUAAUGUGAUGACGCACCGAGUCACACAGUGGCAGUCAGAGUAUAAAUAUAUAUAUAUAUAUGUAUCAAUAAAUUUUAGAAGAAUGAACGGUUUCAAUCCUCUCAUGAGAUUGUGUUUUGUCUUCGCUUGUCAGUUCAUAUGAGCUGUUAAAUGAAUUAAAAGAGUAUUUAAUUUUUGA